Adineta ricciae is the source of this 1164-nucleotide messenger RNA. Lineage: Eukaryota; Metazoa; Rotifera; Eurotatoria; Adinetida; Adinetidae. The record is from the annotation of a GenBank genome assembly.
AUGCAUCCUGUACGCGGAGUAGUUCAACCGUAUGCAUGGGGAAUGAUUGGUGCAUCUUCACUAGUCGCUCAACUCGCUUCGAAAUUCGCUUCGGUUAAUUCGACACAACCGUAUGCUGAAUACUGGAUGGGGACUCAUCCGAAAGGCGAAUCAUAUCUGCUCGAUGACAACCAGACAAGUGUCAAAGCUUACCUUCAGCGUGAUUUACCAUUUCUAUUCAAAGUUCUGAGUGUCGAAACAGCUCUGAGCAUUCAAGCACAUCCGAAUAAGGAACAUGCAAAAAUUUUACAUAGACAGAACCCGAAAGAAUAUCCCGAUGAUAACCAUAAACCUGAAAUGGCGAUCGCCUUGACAAAGUUCGAAUGUUUGUGUGCUUUUCGUCCUUACGAAGAGAUCAAACAAUUCAUCGAAAAAUAUGAACAGUUGCAAAUCUUAUGUGGCAAAAAGAAUUGCGAAGAAUUCUCUCAAAGUGUUUCUUCGCAAGCUGAACUUUCAAUUCAAGAAUCUUUGCUAAAGAAAAUUUACGCCAAUCUGAUGCAAUCAUCGCCAACAAUCAUUUCACAGUGUGUCGAUGCUCAUCUACAAGUCGUUGAAUCCGAGACAACGAAUGAUCUUUCGCGUUUGUUCGCACGUUUAAACAAACAGUAUCCCGGUGGUGAUGUCGGUCUUUUUUCGAUUUACUUUUUCAAUUACAUUACUUUGAAUGCUGGUGAAGCGAUUCUUCUCAAAGCAAAUAUUCCUCAUGCUUAUUUACAUGGACAAUGUAUUGAAUGCAUGGCAUGUUCGGAUAACGUUGUACGCGCUGGUUUAACGCCGAAAUUCAAAGAUAUUCCAACGUUGAUUGACAUGCUCGACUAUCAACCAUUAACAAUUCAACAGACGAAAUUUCCUGGACAGAAAAUUUCUGAGAAUAUUACGGAGUUCGAUCCGAGACAGAUCUCAUCUAUCGAUGAUUUCAUCGUUCAAGAAAUUCGAGGUAAAACUGGCUGCAUCAAUGCAAUUGAUCAACCAAGUUUAAUGAUCAUCGUUCACGGACAAGGAGUGAUGAAUGAUGAUAAGGUGCAAUUCAACGAAGCCAGCGUUUUUCUCAUUGAGAAACAAACCGCUGUUGAUUUCAAAUCAGACAGUAAUAUUUUAGCUUAUCGUGCUUAUUCAGUUUUAUAA